AUGGAAGGCACUCACUGCACCCUCCAAUUGCAUAAGCCCAUUACCGAACUCUGCUACAUCAGCUUCUAUCUGCCAAGAGGAGAAGUCAGAGGAUUUUCAUACAAGGGCACCGUAACUCUAGACAGAUCCAAUAAAGGUUUUCAUAACUGCUACCAAGUCAGAGAGGGGUCAGACAUCAUCAGCCUCCGCCGGCAGCCGAACGAACAUCCAGGCGACAUAUUUUUCAAGCAGACUCCCACGAAAGACAUUCUGACGGAGCUGUACAAGCUCACAGCGGAGAGGGAGAGACUGCUGGCCGAUCUGCUGAGCUCAGACCACAUCCUAGGGAUUACCAUGGGGAACCAGGAAGGGAAGCUGCCAGAGCUGUCUGUGAGCCUGGCCCCCGAGGACGACUGUUUCCAGAGUGCUGGCAACUGGCAAGGGGAGCUCCCCGUGGGCUCUCUUAAUAAGAGGAGCACACACGGGAACAGAAAGCCCCGGAGGUUUGGUGGAAGGAGAGAGAGAUUCGAGGAGCUCCCACAGAAGAGGACAAGAAGGAAAGGGCGUGGGGGCCAGGAAACUGCUUCUCACCUGGGGAAGGACCAAGUCUGCCCCAGCAGCUCCCUUCCUUCCAGAGUGGAGCCUCAGCUUCGGCUUGUGGAGCAAAGAGCAGACUUGUUCUCGAAUGGGGUGCUUACCUCUCCGCCGCACAGGAGGGAGAGCUGCCCCUCGGAUAUCCUUGGGAUGCUGGACACAGACGUUGGCUUUGGGAGUUCUGGGCUUGGCAGGGGAGUGCAGCCCCCAAACUACAGCUCCACGGAGGCGGGAGAGGAUGGCGUUGAGGGGCCACUGAGGUGGCCUCCUGGACUGCAGCAUCAUCAAACAGGUUUGCCUGAAAGUCAGAAGGACUCCGAAAAGCAUCCAGAGGCAGUGGAGAGGGCCAGGACGAAGAAGUCGGCUGAAUGGGCUUGCAGGAAGAAACCUGUCUGCAAAGCGGUGGCCCAAGUCCAGGAUCUGUCUGCUCAGAUACAAAGAGUGGUUACAACACCUCCUGAGGCUGAGGAAGGGAAUGUCCUUGGCCCAGCACCCCAAGCUGACUUUAUACCCAGAGCAGAACUGCUCACCCCCCCAGGAGCGCAGAGCCCCAGACGCUGGGGCAAAGAGCGAGAGCAUGGGUCUUCUCAGCCAUCAGCCAGAGAUUCUGUUUCUGACACUGAGGGGACUGUGAACAAGGUCCUCCUGAAGGGUAUAGAGAGCAAGAAGUUAGAUGAAGCCACCGAGGAGAAAAGAGCCCCCCAUGGCCUCCCAGGAACCAGAAGCAAGAAAAGAGCUGGGCCGUGCCGCAGCUUCAGUCCUGACUCCCCACACCUCCAAGAUGGUAACAGGCGGCCGUCGCCCCCAGCGUCAGCAGCUCUGGGCACGGUCUUUAAUAAUUCAUCCCCUCAGUCAGGCACACACACACGGACGUCACCUGUUCCCUCACCUCUGUCUCCAAGGUGCCCCAGCCCACAGCAGCAUCACAGGAUCCUCCGGCUCGCUCCACUGCCUGGGGAGAGGGGAGCUGCUCUUCAUGACUCUCCUGGGGGAAAGAGCGGUGUCUUUCCUGGGUCCUCCUCUGCUGACACCUUGGAGCCACCAUCCUCUGCGAAGGUCACGGAGACCAAAGGAGCCAGCCCGGCCUCCCUCCGAGCAGGCCAAGCUCAGUUGGUGCCUGAGGAACCUUUGGAAAAGAGCUUGGGGCCAGGGAAGACCACAGCUGGGUCCCAGCCCCCAUCACCUCCAGGUACCUCUGCUGAUGGCUUGCCCUGGGACUGUUUCAGUGAACAGACAACAAAAGACCUUCCCAACAGGGAUGGAAGUGCAUGGGUCUUGGGCUAUAGAACAGGACCAGCCUGUCCAUUUCUGUUCCAUGAGGAAAGAGAGAAGCCAAACAGAAGUGAAUUGUACUUGGAUCUCCAUUCUGACCAGAGCCCCACAGAGCAGGAUGAUAGGACUCCUGGCAGACUCCAAGCUGUCUGGCCACCCCCGAAGACAAAAGAUGCAGAGGAAAAAGUGGGACUGAAGUACACUGAAGCAGAAUACCAAGCUGCCAUUUUACACUUGAAGAGGGAGCACAAAGAAGAAAUUGAAAACCUACAGGCCAAGUUUGAACUUGAGGCAUUUCAUAUCCGAGGCGAGCAUGCAGUGAUAACAACAAGGCUGGAAGAAACCAUAGAAAAUCUCAAACAGGAGUUAGAACACCGAUGGCGAGGAGGAUGUGAAGAGAUGAGAGAUGUGUGCAUCUCCACUGAUGACGACUGCCCUCCCAAGACCUACAGGAAUGUGUGCAUCCAGACAGACAGGGAGACCUUCCUCAAGCCCUGUGAGGGUGAAAGCAAGACAACAAGAAGUAACCCAGUAAUACCCAAGAAGUUGAACAUCACCUCUUUAACUCAACUGUCUCCCCCAAGUGACAGCAAAGACAUCCAUGCACCACUUCAGUCUGUGGAAGGCAUCUCAUCAAACCAGCAGAAGACAUCUGCUCCCCCUCCUGCACCACCCCUACCCGCACCACCCAUCCCUCCACCUCCUCCCCUGCUGCCUAGUCUUGAUCCUUUGCCACCAGCACAUCCAACACCACCUGUGAGUGCUGGGCCCCCACCACCACCACCACCACCACCACCUCCUCCGCCACCACCUCCUCCACCACCCCUACCACCUGCUCUGCCUCCAAGUGCUGGACCUCCCCCACCUCCUCCCCCACCACCACUUCCUAACUCCCCCGCUCUGACGAAUAAUGAGGGGCCUCCUGCCACUCCAGCACCCCCAGGACUUGUACCUCCACCCCCUCCUGGACUCUUCUUUGGACUCACCUCUUCUUCCAGCCAGUGUCCUCGAAAACCAGCCAUUGAGCCCAGUUGUCCCAUGAAACCUUUGUAUUGGACUAGAAUACAAAUAAGUGAUAGGAGCCAAAAUGCUACACCAACCUUAUGGGAUUCCUUAGAAGAGCCUGACAUUCGGGACACUAGUGAAUUUGAGUAUUUGUUCUCUAAAGAUGCAACUCAGCAGAAGAAAAAACCUCUGUCAGAGACCUAUGAGAAAAAAAACAAAGUCAAAAAGAUUAUCAAGUUAUUGGAUGGCAAGCGAUCUCAAACUGUGGGAAUCUUGAUAUCCAGUUUGCACUUAGAAAUGAAGGAUAUCCAGCACGCCAUUUUCAAUGUGGAUGACUCCGUGGUUGACCUGGAGACCCUGGCAGCUUUAUAUGAAAAUAGAGCCCAAGAAGAUGAAUUGGUUAAAAUAAGAAAGUAUUACGAGACAUCUAAAGAAGAAGAAUUGAAGCUGCUGGAUAAACCCGAACAAUUUUUACAUGAAUUAGCGCAGAUUCCUAAUUUUGCUGAACGUGCCCAGUGCAUAAUCUUCCGAUCUGUCUUUUCUGAGGGUAUAACUUCCUUGCAUCGAAAGGUAGAGAUCAUCACUCGAGCUUCUAAGGGCUUGCUGCACAUGAAGAGCGUGAAGGAUAUUUUAGCUCUCAUUCUGGCUUUUGGAAAUUAUAUGAAUGGAGGAAAUAGAACUCGAGGUCAAGCAGAUGGAUAUAGCUUAGAAAUUCUGCCCAAACUCAAGGACGUCAAAAGUCGGGAUAAUGGGAUUAAUCUGGUGGACUACGUUGUGAAGUAUUACCUGCGGUAUUAUGAUCAGGAAGCUGGAACGGAAAAGAGUGUUUUCCCCCUGCCUGAACCACAAGAUUUUUUUCUAGCUUCCCAAGUCAAGUUUGAAGACCUCAUAAAAGAUUUGAGAAAAUUAAAGAGGCAACUAGAAGCCAGUGAGAAACAGAUGAUGGUGGUGUGCAAGGAGUCUCCCAAGGAGUAUCUGCAGCCUUUCAAGGACAAACUAGAAGAAUUCUUCCACAAAGCUAAAAAGGAGCAUAAAAUGGAAGAAACUCACUUGGAGGAUGCACAGAAAAGUUUUGAAACAACAGUAGGAUAUUUUGGGAUGAAGCCCAAGUCUGGUGAGAAGGAGAUCACCCCCAGCUACGUGUUUAUGGUGUGGUAUGAGUUCUGCAGUGACUUCAAGACGAUUUGGAAACGGGAGAGUAAAAACAUAUCAAAAGAAAGACUGAAAAUGGCUCAGGCAUCUGUCAGCAAGUUGACAUCGGAGAAGAAAGUGGAGACAAAGAAAAUCAACCCCACUGCUAGUCUGAAAGAAAGGCUGCGUCAGAAGGAAGCCAGUGUGACCACCAACUAAAGUGGGGACGCGUGAGACACAGUAACAGUGGAGAUGUACCUUGUGUGCUCCUUUCUGACCCUAGGGCUGAGGAAGUUCCUGGAAGAUAUGCUGCUAAAUGUGUGUUUUGCUCAUGUCUUUCUGAGGUCCUCUGCACAGAGUGCCCUGUGCCUUCCUAUUAUGUCCCUUAUGAAGCCACAAAAAACAAUGAAAAGCUACUUAAGGGAACAUUUCAUGUGUAUUUGAUAAUUGUUACUUGUAGCAGUCUAAAGUCCACUCCCUUAUAAGACCUGAAGACAUACUAAAAUUUUCUGAAUAUUUUUAAAAGCUGAGAUUUCAAGCUGUCAAACUCAAGAUUCAUACAUGUAACCUUGUCCCAAAACAGGAGAGAGAUCUUUUCUGACAAUUGCUUUGACAUAAUUUAAGCUUCAUCUUUACAUACUUCUCUUUUGAUUAUUGGUCUGCAGCAUUUUUCUCACCAAUAAUGUUGAAAUUUAUCCACCCUGCUUUUGAAGAGGUGCAAGACUAUGUAUUCCCAGACUAGCGAGCUUAUUUGUUGUCUGUGCAGCAGGAAGGAGAGAAAACAGCAUUGUACAUGGGUGGAAAGGGAAUAAAUCAGUGUAAACUUCAUCCUGGAAAACAAACUAUAAUACAGGGCAUUGGCUUCAAGCCAUUACAAGCCAUUAGGCAAGGCUCCUUCAGUUGGUAUAUCAGCUCUUUGUGGUUUCCUGGGUCAGCAGAGGUUCAGCACCCCAGGUCCUGGAAGAAACUGUAUGACUUGAGGAGGGACAGCCUUGGGGUCAAAGCACCUGCUUGGACAAGCCACCCACAUUUGGGAACACUUGUGAACAAGUGACAAUAUGUUGACAGGCAGUCACAUUCUACAUCACGGUCUGCAACUGCGUGCUAGUUUCCAGACAGAAGAGCAAAUACUCCUUGCAGCCUUUUAUCAUGACCUUGGCUGACAGGCAAGUGAAGUCGGGUAAAGCAGAGAUCUUUGAUGUCAAAAAAAAAAAAAAAAAGGCAGAAGAAAAGUUCUUUUCAUCAAAAUGAAAGCAAGAUGAUUAUAUUAAUAAUAAACUUUGCGAGGAAUAUCGUGCAUAGACAGCUUUUUCUGACCCUGGCCCUUGAAUCAUAGAAGGAACCCCUUUGGGCCUCCCUCUGACAUCUUUUCUUUUAAGCCACUACUCUUUGAAUCUGUCUUGUGAGGGGGAAGAAAGAGGACUAGGGGUGAAUUGGGAACAAAACCAAUGACUGUCAUUUCUAGACCUUGAAGGAAGAAAGGCCCAAGCUUACCCCUCCAACUGUGGGACAGUCUAGAGGUGAGCAAGAAUCAUCUUAAGUGUCCCCAUGUGCCAUGUGUGGCCUGCCCUUUGCCCCAGCAUCUUUCCAGAACUGAACUUGCCAGCUGCCUGUCAUCAGCCGCCUCAGGGACACUCCUAGGAUGGAUUCCGCUAACAAAGGCAGCGCUGCAUCCUCGUGUAACACCAGCCUCGGGAAUCAAGAAUGCACGGUGAGGAUCAAACCAAGUCACAGAAGCCAUAGCCAUGCAGGUGCUAACGGCCUUUCCUAGUGGUUCUGAAGAAAGCAAAAUGGCAACUUGGUUGGAUUUUGCAAUUCAAAGUGAAGGACUUAGACAAGCAAAUUAGAAAAGUCGAUCAGGAUCAGGAACUUAACAUGAUUAAGAAGGCUUGAAGUUGCGGGUGAGCAGCAAAGCUUUUCAAACUGCUUUCUUAUUUGGUUUGUCUUCAUUUUCAUUUUACUGUGAAGAAAGCCAAGGGAACUCAUCACUUGAAAACAGAUUCCACUUAGAGCCAUCCUGUGUUCUGUGGUGUUCCUUCUAAUACUGUCAUAGAGAAGAAAAGUGGCAGUUUUGCCCAUGCCGCAGAAAUCCGCUCUGGGUUCAGUGAGGCCAGCAUAAGACCAGGUCGCUAUGAAUCCCUAUAGACUUGAAGGAAGGGAGCAGGAGGCGAUUUUCAGCAGAGCCACUGUGGCCCACUUCAGGUCUCAAAGUAGGAAACCCAUGGAAAAAUCCCUGAAGGUAGGCAGGACUGGCGCUAUGGCCACAUAACUUUUCAAGGCACCCUCUUAAGAGACAGUGCUGAAGAGUAAUGAAUGAAAGCAUUUGAGAGGGAGAUAAAUGGAGCAUAUGUUGGAUUUCAGCAGAGUGAACACUAAUAAUGCAUGGUAGAGUACCUAUUUCCCAAGAGCAAGAAUUGCCUCUAUUGGGGAAACCUAGUGAUUUUCUAAUGCCAGUCAGGUGUGUCACAUCAGUGUUUUAAGGCACUAUGGCAAAAUCUCCAACGUUCUCUCCUAGUUUGAAGCCUUCAUUAUUUCUCUUGGCUACCCACUCUCAGUGCACCACAGUGAUGUCAACUUAAGUUGAUAUGCAGUAAAGUUAAAGGGAGUUUGUUCACAGUAGUCCCUCUAAAACAAUGUGGAGGCGUUUAAAAUGAUCCCUCUACAAUGCAUCUGAGGGUGCAUUAAAUGGAACAGGUAUGCUAAAGCUUGUCAGGGUAUAAAGUUCUGGAAUAGUACUUAGCAACUUGAGCACUGGAGGUAAGCAGGGUUCAAGUAGCUGUUCUAGGCAUAACUCUUCCUGAGCUAGGAAGAAGAGUGGCCAGGAUUUGCUCUCUUGUGUUUAAUCAGACACUUACACCUAACUUACUACUAAGACCAGAAGAAAACUUGAAUUUACAAACAUCUCUGUCUCUUACCCACCAAGAUUCACCAAAUCUGAGGGCACAGUUUGAUGGCACUUCAGAUUUUUUCAUAAGAAAUGGAAUAAUUCUUGAGCACACAUUGAUAUCAUAUAUUACAUUAAAGCAUUAUGUAAAAAGCAUCAGACCUAUGAGUUGUCAAAAAGAUCAGGAAGUGUGCUAUUUGGAUUUUUACAUGAGAAGAGGCAGUUACUUGGAAAAGAAGUGAGAAAAAGUAUGGCCAAGCAGAAGAGGACAUAUGUGAUGGUGGAGAUUUUGGGGCCACAGCUGAUGGUCUUGCUGCCCUGCCUUUUGAAUCCUUAAGUUUCUUUCUGUGAUGUAUUUUCACACACUCAUUGCAUCUAUCUAUGAAUUAUAGAGACAGAAUUUCUAAAAUCCAAGAAGUAGAAUCAAGAAAUUCAUUGGUGCUGUUACACCUUUAAAUGUUCUAGGCCAAAACAAAUUGCCAAUGUGGUUGAAGAAUUUUAUGUCAGAUUGGGUAUUGGGCUUCCAGUAAAGAUAACAGAAGCUGCAGACCUGCUGAGACUCCUUUAGGCACCUCCUUGUUUUAUGCACACUAGAAGGAAUGGCACUUCCUAAAUGAAAACCUCGUAUGCUGCUGGUGGAGAAUCCAGAAAAAUUGAAGGAAGGAAUAAAACAUGUUGGUGUAUUUGAUACCUCUAGGAGAAUUAAGAGAUCAUUAGCACAGUUUCUCCAAAGACCACAGUAGGAAGUAGCAUAAGAAGUAGAAAUUUAUUUUUGGGCAAAGAUUUGCCUUUAGCCUGGGGUUGCACAUCUUCCUGUAGAUUAUGCUACAUGAAACAGAGAAGUUUUUAAUUUUAGUUAUAUUCUUUCUUGAAGUGAUAGAUUCACAAUUGCAUGCUAGUGUCAUUGAUGGGGAUCAUUGCAUAUAGCAGCACAGCAAACCACCCCUGAACAGUGUAUGAAGGGACCUGCAGACCAUUGCUCCCAGCAACCAGGCUGUGACAUUGAUGGCAACGUCUAACAUCCUAAAUCAGUCCAUUUUGCAGUACUUGCUCCCAACUCCCUCCAUAAAACCAAUUUGGAGCUUUAGGUGCAAAAAGAGGGAAAAAAAUCCAAGAAGUAUAGUCUUCUCCCUCCAAGUAUCUGAUACAAAUAUAUAAUGUCCCAAAUUAUUGUUUAAAAAUUGCCAGCAAGAAGUAUCUGCUGGACUUGAACUUCACUUUUCUUUUAUCCUGCCUACCCUAAUUUGGGGGGGGGGGGGGGGGGAGGAUGGUUGAAAGGUGAGUAGAAAAAGGGAAAGCUUCCGCAGACUUGGUAUCUUGGUAUAAUCUACAAUCAGUGUAUUACUUCAUGAAUCACAAGAAAAUGGACAGACCAUGAAGUCCAGUGUUGUAGAAGUCCUAAGCACAUAAGAAUUUGAACAGCUGUGGUGACUGAUGGAUGCAUACAAAGGAAGCACUUCUAGUGCCUCCUUGACCAGGCAAUUUAAAACAGCCACACAAGAAAAGUGGUGUGAUACAGUGAGAGAAAUGCUAGACCAUUAGAGAGUCCUUACUCUGGGUCCUCUUAAGAGCAGUUUAUAUGAGUAGCACACCCAAAAUACCCUGAGUCCCACAUUUCAUAUGUGCCUUAUUUUACCUCCAAAGAGAGAAGACUGAAUAAAGAAACAAACUGUCAUUCAUUUCUGCUGCUUCAUCCUCAUAAAGAAAUCUUUAACAUAGGUCAAACAAACUGUUAGGGUUUGGAAAGAAUUGAUAGUUUUUAGCCUUUUAAACAUGAAAAUAACUUGCUGGAUAUAUUUGCCUUUUCCAGCUACAAACAACCCAGGUGCUGGAAACUGCUGUUGAUACAAAAGUGGCUUCAAGAAACUGGACUCAGCAGAUCUUUCUCCUUUAGGCUUAUGUACCGUUAUUCUUAAUUUCAUUUAAAAUUGAUCCGAGGCAUAAGCAGGCCCAGAUACACAACUGUAUGUGACCAAGAGGCUCAUUUUGUGCCAUCUCUGCAUGCCCAUCAGCUGUUGACACAUUGUUAGAGUCACUGAAUUUUAGUUUCACAAUUCUUCAUGACCCUUUCAAAGGAUUGGGCAAUCUACCGAACUCUCCCAGAUCAACACUUUGCAGGGAAGUAGUGGAUUUAAGACAGUUUUAACCUAUCAAACCUGAAGCCAACUCAGUAGCUUUACUUGAUCCAAGACUUUACCAAUAUUAUGAUAUAAAUGUAGUAUUUGGGAAGUUUGUGUAGUUAACAACUUUCAUGGAAACAAAGAUACUAAAAUGGUAGCUAGGUAACUCUCUCUCAAGCCACCAUGCGGUUUCCACCAACAAAUAAUUUAUUAGGGAAACAAAUCAAGCCUCAUUAAGCAAGUGGGCUAUUCCUCAAGGGGGAGUUUUUUGGACUUAUUUCCCAUCCUCUCUAGUUGCCCUCCUGACCACCCCACUGAUAGCCAGUGGUGUAGAAAACCUUUCUUUCUCUCACCCUUCCCUUCUUGAUAUGGUUGUUCUCUUGUUCAAGAACUUACAAGAACUCCAGACUUCAGUGCUCAUUACAUUUAUGAAAUACUUGAUCUGGGGAAGACUGAUUUAAUCUCAGUUUUUACAUGAAAGUGGUAGAUAAAGUAAUUAAUUUAUUCUUCUACAUUCCAUUUUGCUCAAAUGACUUCCCAUGUUUAUGUACUCUCUUAAAUAUAUUAAGAAUCUCCGGUUUGUCUCCUCCUUUUCUAAAGACUGAUUGACCUAUUUCCCUGGGCUAAUUUUUUAGCUCUGUCUGAAAACUUGAUGUUCCUAGGCUAGAAAAAUGCAAAUGAUCCCAUAAUUUCAGGCAGAAAUUAGUAUCCAAAGAAUCUGGCAUGGAGUAAACACCUUUCUACACAUUUCAGCAGUCACAGAGGCUGAAUAUUUUUCUGAAUUCUACCUGUGCAUUGAUGCUGAGGGGCCCGCUACCUUGGAAACUUAAGGGGAAUGAGUAUUUUCCCCACAUAUAAUAUGAGCUGCCCAAUGCACUGUCUUAUUCUUAGCCUAUCAAGUACAAACCAAAUGUUUUCAGACAUGCAUUAGCAGUGGUUUGUCAACAUCUUUGGCAGAGUUGUACCUAUUUUUUGUUGUUCUCCUCCAGGGCUUUCUUCCACUUGCAUUUCUUGAAGCAAAUUCAUUCUGAUUGUUCAGCUAGGUUAGCUUUCCAAGGUCCAUCUUUCCAAAAGAAAGAUUGGUUCCACAGACCAUUGAGUGCACAGGGAAAUUACUCUGUACCCUCUGUGCCAUGGAUCAUAGAUGUUUAGGAAUCAACAACUCUCUGGGAACUUUUGUGUUGGAUGUUGAAUUCCAUUUUCUCUCUGUGAUCUGUAUAAAAAGGAAGAUACAGCAUGCCAAAAUUGCAUUUCUCUUCCCAAUGAGAGACUAGACGGACAUUUGAAAAUCUUUAUAUUUUAGGUGUAUUUUCAUGAACUAGCAACAGUUCCUCUUUUCCCCCUUUCUUGCCAGCUUGUCUCUAGAUAUAAUCUUAUUUCUUCAUUUGUAUGACCAUAAAUGCAUAAAGAGGCAGUCUGAGCCCCAGAGACUGUGUUCUGCAUGAUCCUCGAAAGGCAUCCAUUCCCACUAGAAACAAGUCCAAGAGUAAGGGAAAAAAUCAAGUAACAGUUCUCUUGGCCUGUGGUAAGAUUUUGGAGUCUACCAAGGGAGUACAUCUAUUCCAAAAUCAAGAGUUAAUAAUCCUGCAGUUCUAUAGUUUCCCAAGACAAAUAAUGUGACCUACUGUCAGCUGUAGGAUCUCUGAAGAGUAUGCUGCUUAAGAAAAAGAACUUCCCUUUAAGGUAACAAUUUAAGGUACUCCUAAAGAGGCAGAAACUUUUAAAAUUAGAAACUGGAUAAUUUUUAAGAAUCAUUAGAGAAAGCAUGUCAUCAAUUUAUCAUAGUCCUUUCCUUUCCCUGAGCUUUAAUGUAGACUAGCAUGGGAAGCAGGGUGUCCUUGGACUUUGAUUUAGAGGAUCGUGAUUUGGCCCAGGAAAUAAGCACUGGCCUGCAUGCCCAGAACCUAAAUAAAAUCAUCCUGCAUCCUAAUGUGAAUCAGACCUAACAGAAAUGUAAAUUAUUUCAAAACCUUUAGGGUUUAAUUUUUUUUAAACACCCUGGAUGUUGCUUCCUAAAAUGCACUUGGUCCAUGUGGUUGUCUUCAUGUGGCCUUGUCAGAUUCCAAGCAAUGGAUAACAAAGACAGGAGAUGGGAAGAAAAGAAAUUUAUGCAAGGCCAAUGCAAUUUUUUGCCAAUGUAAUGCAUCAUUAGGAAGCUGAUGAUUCUUGCCAUGGUGGUAUCAUGGGCAACUUUUCAAUGGAAAUUCAAGGAAUCUGUAUUAGGCAAAUGUGAGUGUCUAGUAACUGCUUUUGGUCAGCACCACACAAUCUGAUGGACAAGCAGGGAACCCAGUGAAAUGUGUCAGUGUCCGGGUAACUCAAUUCAUUUCAGGUUUGCUUUCAUAAAGUUGCUUGUCCUUGGACCUCCUUUUUUUUUUAAUGCUUGUCCAGAAGUCAUUUUGGCAUUUAGCUUCAUUUUGCUUUUCUCCUCUCAAUACUUCUGCUUUAGCCUCUGCUUUCUUAACAUCCUACAGCUAUGUUUUCCUUAUUUUUACUGUAGCUUUUCCUGUGCCCAACCUUUUGCACCUCUCUGCAUCACAGGCAAUUGAACUCCACCCUUACUCCAUCCUCUUGGACCCAAUGGUCCAUUCCCCUGCUGUUUGGAUAGGGAGCUCCACUGUCACCAAGGAGCCCACGUGAGACACUGCUGUGACAGCCUCUUGUUAAUGUCAGCAUUAUUUCAUCAUUUAGGCAAAGGGGAAAAUCCAUAAAAAUCAUGCAAAAAUACAUUUCUCUUUCAUUUAAUUCUCUUUUUUUCAUUAUUUUAAGGAGUCUGGGGAAAGGAGGCAAUCUAAUCCUCCUCCAUUUCUCAUGGGUUUUACUUUAAAACUAUCUGAUUAGGAGCUGUUCUUUUUAGUCUUCAGCUAUUUGAUACAUAAGACAAAAUUUUUGGAUCUCAUGUAACUCUGUGCUGCUGAACAAAUUGACUUGGUUCUCUGCAAAUAUUUUGAAUCUAAGGCUUUAUAUAUUGUCACACCAUUCUUGCUACUCAUGAUUCAAACACCAACCCUAGACUAAAGCAGGAUGUUGACACUUUGUGGCUAUCUUCCGAUUAAUAGUAACUUACACUCUUGAAAGCACUGUAGAAAAGUGUAAGCAUGACCUAUAUAGUCAAUUAUAUGACCUGGUAAAAAGGUUGACUUUUCUGUUUAAUUGGGUGUUAUACCAAUCUGUAGACACAAGCUUAAAGGAAUUUAAGCAAUAAUGAUGACAGUUUGGUAAAGGAGAAGGCACUUUGAAGACAUGAAACCUUACAUGCUCUUGGGUAUUUUUAAACCUAAUAAGCUAAUUGGAUUCAGGUAUUUUCCCUUUAAAUUUUUAAAAGUAUGCAUUUCUAAUUUGUUUGCACAUUUAAUUUUGUCAAAGCUGAGAAAUUGCUCAUGAGUUGACUUUGUAAAUGUCAUUUGCAACU
This is a messenger RNA of Lepus europaeus (European hare), 12397 nucleotides long. RefSeq names its product formin 1 (gene FMN1). The coding region runs from base 1 to 4200 and encodes 1399 amino acids. The record is from RefSeq and is a predicted model, not a curated record. The transcript is spliced from 18 exons. Gene Ontology annotation, cellular component: cytoplasm; nucleus; endoplasmic reticulum membrane. NCBI's taxonomy places the organism in Eukaryota, Metazoa, Chordata, Mammalia, Lagomorpha, Leporidae. Gene Ontology annotation, molecular function: microtubule binding. Gene Ontology annotation, biological process: actin nucleation.